This is a messenger RNA of Tetranychus urticae (two-spotted spider mite), 4872 nucleotides long. RefSeq names its product MAM and LDL-receptor class A domain-containing protein 1. NCBI's taxonomy places the organism in Eukaryota, Metazoa, Arthropoda, Arachnida, Trombidiformes, Tetranychidae. Gene Ontology annotation, cellular component: membrane. The record is from RefSeq and is a predicted model, not a curated record.
UUCUUGGUUCUCUUUUAUAAUCUUGUUCAUCUUCAAUCAUCAUCCUGAUCAACCUCAUGUUUCAAUUUUUCAUCAAAACCAGGGAGAAAAAGUGAAUUAAAAACAAUUUGAAUGUAAAUAGGAAAAGGACAAAAUGUAAUCCAAUGUUUACUCUCAUCUGAUAUUUGCUUUAUUACAUUGCCAGUUUGUUUUUUACAUCUUUACAGUAAUGUUUCCUUCAUUUAAAAUUAUUUCUCCAACAAUUUGUUGAUUCUUCCAUUAAAUGUUAUUAAAUUAACAGAGAUGAUCAAAUGUUACAGUUGUAAACAUAACCAAUAGAAAGCAAAGUAAAUGUUAUUACACAAAAAUUACGUAAAAGUGGCGUGUUUCAUCUUAUUUCACGGAAAGGGUUCAUUUGGCUGAGCUUUCACUUUCAAUAUUAAUAGCGAUUGAUUAAGUUGACUUUCAAUAAAUGAUAAUGGACUGAUGAUUAGUUUACUCUCGAUAUAAUUGUAUUGUGAUUAAUCUAACAAGUUGGAUCGAGAGGUAAAUAGGUAAAGAGCAAAAAAUCUGGUUUUUCAUCAUUGAAGGUAAACAAAAUUUCUCGUCUAAUGUUUUAUUUUAAUUCAUUGUAUCUUUCAAAAUGAUAUCAUUAGUAAAUCAUUUCAAAUUUAAAUUAAAACCUUAUGAUUUAAUUAAUUUGCAACAAGAAACAAACCACUGGCCUGGUUUGCAUUAUGCUCCAAUGAACUACAUAACCAUUUGACCAUGUAAAGUAACCAAAAAACUAGCCCAAGUUUGGUUCCUAAACUUGUUUUCAUUUCAUCAUUUUGUUGCCAUUAUGUCAUUUCCCUGAUCCUAAUGAAUAUAUGCAUUCCCAUGGUUACUCUGUUAAUUGUCACAUUAUCUUUGAGUAUAACUUUCAAUAAAGGUUGCACUUUUCAAUAAUCAUUCAACUUGUUACAAACCUUUCAAUCAGUACGCAACGAAAAGCCUGAGUUUGUAUCAAAAUCAACACUUGCAAAUCAUUUGCAAGAUUGAAUUGUCAAUCUUGACCAUAAUUCAAUGAUUAAACCAGUUGGUUGGAAUAUAUUUUUCAUGUUUAACCAGAAAAGUUGUUGAAAAAGUCGUUUUUCUUUCACUUCUAGGUUACAAUUUUGAUUCCUGGUUAGAUUAAUCAACAGAUUGUGCCAAUGAUCAAGACACAAUUAGGGUAAAAUUUCCUUCUCCUAAAGUGCUUCUGAUUACAUCUUGUUCCUUAACCAACUAAACUUCAAUUUAUUAACAAGUUGAACCGGUUUUCUGGCUUGUUUACACUUAAUUUAUCAAUUUUACCGUUUUGUGAUCAAAUCUUUUCAAAUGGAAUCCCUUGUUUCCAAAUUAAUCAUCACAUUAAUUGUGCUUAAUCUUGUUCUAUCGUCUAACCGAUCCAAAUGUUUUGCCCUUUACCAUGGAUUUGAAGAUAUCGAUGGUCCCCUGACUCGAAUCAAGCGUCAAGAAAGUGGAGUGGAAGAUGAAUCUUCACGUACUUUGGUUUGUGAUUUUGGUUCAGGAUCAUUGUUAUCCGAAUGCUCCUGGACUUACCCAAUGGACGAUCAUCCAAAUGUCCAUUGGAGUAAAGGCCAAGGUACAACAGCUUACUGGCUUGGUGGGCCGUUAGUUGAUCAUACAUUAGGUGAUUCAAAUGGUGGAUACAUUUACUUUGAAACAUCAUACAAAGUGGUUGGUCGAGUGUUUUCCAGUGCAGCUCUUGAAAGUGACAAAACUGCUUCAGUGAAAGUUCCAGUUAAAGAUGAUUUACUGAAUGGCCAAUCCUCUCUCCACAGCAACCUAACCAAUGGACAAGGCAAUGGUUUACAAUCUCAAGGAAGCUUAGGAGGUCCAGGUGGAGGUUCAUCUUUAGAUGGACGCUCAGCCUCUUCUUUGGGUAGUCGCUUGUCUGACAAACUGGCCAUCUUUAAACAACCCUUGCUUCGUCUAACUCUCGAUGAUCCAAUCGUCACCAUUCCUGACAAGGCUCAUCUUGAAAGUCCAAACAUUACCAGAACCGGACCAGUUGGCCAUUGUAUUGGAUUUUUUUUCAACAUUGACGGACUUUCAGCGGAAAAACUCAGACUUUUGGUUAAAGAUACUGAAACCUCGGAAAAUCAAACUCUCUGGGAAUCACGAACUCAUACAGACGGUGCUUGGAUAAGAGCAGAGGUUGCAUAUACUUAUGAGACUUUUCACCAGAUUAUCUUGGAAGGUGUUGCUAAAAGCUCAAAUGAACCUGAACGAGCUUACAGAGGUUAUGUUGCUGUUGAUGAUAUAUCAAUAUCUCCAUUGGAAGAGACUGAAGGAGUUUGUCAUGGCCAUUGUACCUUCGAAGGUGGAAUGUGUGGUUGGACCAAUGAACCCGAAGCUGAUGAUUUUGAUUGGAAAUUGGGUCGAGGCUCGGACAAUUUUUUCACCGGACCAGCCAGAGAUUAUUACAGCUUCAGUAAAGAGUAUCCACUUGGAGGUUUCCUUUAUAUUAGUGCAGCUUAUCCACGUCGACCAGGAGAUAAAGCUGUACUAAUUAGUCCUUCAUUUCCAGCCACAGUUAGUGGACCGUUUUGUUUCAAAUUUGCUACUCAUAUGUAUGGUAAUGGAAUUGGUACAUUGAGAGUUAAAUAUCGCCCAGGUGAAAGUAAAGAUGAUAAAUCAGAUAAAAUUUUAUGGGAAAUGUCAGGUGAAUCUGGCAAUAAUUGGUAUCAAGCUCAACUUCCCAUUGCUUCAGCUGUGGCAUUUAAUAUAAUAUUUGAAGGAAUCAUUGGACCCAAUUAUUUAGGAAACAUUGCCAUUGACAGUAUAUCUAUUGAACAAGGAGUUUGUCCAAUUUCACCACAAACUGCAGCCAGAAAAUCUGGUGAUUGUACCUUUGAGGAAAACAUGUGUUAUUGGACAAAUCCGUUGCCCCAUAGUGGAGUCGAUGAUUUUGACUGGAUCAGACAGUUUAGCUUUGGUAAUUAUGGCCCUAAACAUGACCAUACCAAGAAAAAUGCCAAUGGUUACUUCCUAAGUCUUAAUGGUGAUGCCAUUCAACCCUUGAGAGGUGGAACCUCGGCAUGGAUAAUUAGCCCUGAAUUUGAAUCAAAUCCUGAUUUACCCAAAUGCAUGUCCUUUCACUAUUUCAUGUAUCAACGAGUAAUUGAACCUGGUGGACCCAAUCUUGGCGGUUUAAGGGUUUAUUUACGAACAGUUGGCGACUUUGGUGAAACGAUAUUAAUUCCUAUUUGGAAACUGAAUAAUCAUCAAUCAUUGAAAUGGCGGCGAGCUCAGGUUCCUUUAGGAGUUAAAAGUAAAGAUGGUGAUGAGGUUAAAGUUAAACCUCCUAAAAAUAUUUAUCAAGUUGUAAUUGAAGGUAUUUGGGGUGAUGCUAGGGUUGGUUCAAUUGCUCUUGAUGAUAUCAGCUUUUUUGAUGGUAGCUGUAAUGUGAUUCCUGCCAAUGCUGAAGCUGUUCCUGGUGAAUGUUCAUUUGAUAAAACACUUUGUGGUUGGAAAAACGAAACUCGGAUACCAAUUAGUAAACCCGGCCAACUGUUAUCAACAGUAUCGAAAGAUUCCUUGAUAUCACAUAAAAAUGCCGUUUCUUCCAUUCGCUCCAAUCUCAAUGAUCCCAAAGUGAUUCCAGUUUCAUGGAAACUAGCAUCACCUAAUGUUCGCCCAGCAAACCUUCAAGAUCAUACCUUCCGAGCUCCUGUUGGUUACGUCUAUUUUGAUGUGUUCAAUCAAAAUACCUUGCAAAGUCCAACUCUUCGAAGUCCUAAAUUUCCAGCUAUAACAGGAGACUCAACAAAGGCUUGUUUAAGUUUCUGGUUUUCUGGUUUUGGUCGAGGAGAAUCAACCACUCUUAACAUUUAUCAAAUUAGCGGAGGUGAAACAAGUUCAGAUGCAGAUAUCGGAGACACCAGUAGUACCUCAUCUCCAGGAGGGGAAAAGGCCGGGGAAAAGGAGCCAAGAACUCUUUUAUGGUCAAUUCAAGCUCGAUUCCUCGAGACGAGAAGAAGUCUUUGGUAUUAUGGACAAGUUACUGUCAAUGGUGAAACACCAUAUCAGAUUCUGGUUGAAGGUGAAGCUGUUGACGGAGGUUAUGCUCUUGAUGAUGUUACAUUUUACAACGGAACUUGUCAAACACGACCCAUUGAAGCUGCUGUUAAACCCAAAGUAGAGGAAUAAUCAGCUGGUUAUUUUAUUCAAUGUUUAUAUUCAUCAUCAUUAAUCAUUCUCACCACCAUUUUCAUAGCUACCAUCUUCAUAGCCGUUAACAACAUCUAUAUUCAUCAACAUAAUGGACGAAACCUACAAAUCUCACCUUAACAAGUCAGCUUUAAUGAAGUACCCAUUACAUCAACUACUGACCACUUAAUUGUUGAACAAUUAACUUUCCUAAGUAGUGAAACAAAUUCGGUAAAUUUAACCUUAAAGAUUAUGUUUGCUUCAGUCAACCUUUUUUUACCAUUAUUAAUAUCAUUUGAAUUAUCGUCAUGUAAUGUAAAAGUUGUUGUUACAUUACCAUUUAUUGUUAACCUUACUUGAUUAACUAUACUUACUUUCAUCAACUUGCUACCCGUUAAUUGUGAAUCGUGUUAAUUUCAUCUUCAUUCAUUUUUUUGCUAACAGUUAAUAGAAACAGUUGGAGACUGAUUAAUUUACCUGAAGGCCAUUGUUUUAUAACAGCCAAAAACAACAAUUACUAUUACAAUUGAAUAUUGUACAAUAUACUUUUUAUUUUAAAAUCUAAUUACUACAAUUAAUAACUCUCUAAUCAACAUUUAACUAAACCAUUUUUAUUCAUUAAUUGCUGUUCAAAUGUUAAAGAGAUGAAAGCAAAAAUUUUGAUAAGUAAAUAAAAAAUGGUCAACAUAAAGAAAA